This is a messenger RNA of Mytilus trossulus (common blue mussel), 3574 nucleotides long. RefSeq names its product histone-arginine methyltransferase CARM1-like. Lineage: Eukaryota; Metazoa; Mollusca; Bivalvia; Mytilida; Mytilidae. Bases 50 to 1828 code for a protein of 592 amino acids. The record is from RefSeq and is a predicted model, not a curated record. Gene Ontology annotation, biological process: peptidyl-arginine methylation. Gene Ontology annotation, molecular function: protein-arginine N-methyltransferase activity. The transcript is spliced from 14 exons.
AAGAGAUUGAACUUUCCGGAUAUGAACUUUAAGUUUUGCCUCCGUUUGAAUGAAAAAGAUGGCGUCGUCUUAUGACAACGUGCAAGUGUCCAUCCUUUCAGACGACGAAAGAUUUGUUCAUUUAACAGAUGAACCCGUCAAACUUGAACUAGCACGACAAACAGAUUGCGUAACAUUAACAUUGUUUAAAGGAGGGAAAAAAUUUCAUGUAAUUACGAUAACAUCAAGUACAGAAUACUCUCGAUAUGGAAAGCAGGGCUUUAUUUUUACAAAUGAAGACAAGAGUUCAUUGGUCAGAUUUCCAUCUAUACAUGCCAUGAAACAGUUUCAGUUUCAAUUUAAACAAAUGAGGAGUGUAUUAAAAUCUGUGUUUACAGAGAGAACAGAAGAAGCAUCUGCUGUUCAAUACUUUCAGUUUUAUGGAUAUUUAUCACAACAACAGAACAUGAUGCAAGAUUAUAUUCGAACGUCUACCUACCAGAGAGCUAUAUUGGCCAAUUUAAUAGAUUUUCAUGACAAGGUUGUGUUAGACGUUGGUGCUGGAUCAGGUAUUCUUUCCUUCUUUGCUGUACAGUCAGGUGCCAGGAGAGUCUACGCUGUAGAAGCCAGUAGUAUGGCAGAAAAGUGUGAGGAAUUGGUCAGACAUAACAAACUUUCUGAUAAAAUAAUUGUUAUACCUGGUAAAGUGGAAGAAAUUGAAAUACCAGAAAAAGUAGACACAAUCAUAUCUGAACCAAUGGGUUAUAUGUUAUUUAAUGAACGGAUGCUGGAAAGUUACUUACAUGCCAAGAAAUGGCUGAAACCUGGAGGAAAAAUGUUUCCAUCAGUUGGUGAUUUACAUAUAGCACCAUUUACAGAUGAAGCUUUAUACAUGGAACAAUUCUCAAAAGCAAAUUUCUGGUGCCAGCAAUCAUUCCAUGGUAUUGACUUGGGAAGUUUAAGGAGUGCAGCAGUGGAAGAAUAUUUUAAACAACCUAUAGUUGAUACAUUUGACAUCAGAAUUUGUAUGUCCAAGUCCUAUAAAUACACAGUAGACUUCGAGCAAGCAAAUGAAGAAGACUUACAUGUGAUAGAUAUACCUCUUACAUUUACCAUGACACAGUCUGGCAUGGUACAUGGCUUAGCCUUCUGGUUUGAUGUGGCAUUUUUAGGCUCAUCAGAAGCAGUUUGGCUGUCAACGUCACCCACUGAGACAUUAACUCACUGGUAUCAAGUACGAUGUUUGUUACAAAACCCUAUCUUGGUUAAACAAGGACAAACGUUAAUGGGAAAAUGUGUUCUUAGGUGCAAUACAAGACAAAGUUAUGAUGUAGACAUAGAAUUGAAUAUUCCAGGAACUUCAUCUAAAUCUCAAAAUACAUUGGAUCUUAAAAAUCCUUUCUUCCGGUACACAGGCCAGCAACCUUCACCUCCUCCAGGAACAAACAACACAUCACCCACAGACAAUUACUGGAAUUCAACAAUGCUUAAUCAGACAAAUUAUAUGAAUGGAAUUUUAAAUGGAAUGAAUGGUAUGCAGGACCAACAAACAGUACAAAUUUUAAAUCAACAAGGAGUUAUACAACAAAACCUCAUACCUGUGUCAAAUAUCUCAGCACCAAUAAAUCCAGGUAGCAUCCCCAGUGUUAUUAAUUUGGUUAGUGCUCAUGCAAACAGAACAUCCGUGGGCGGAGGAAUCAGCCCAGUUAACUUCGCACAAACACAAUCACAGAAUGUGAUGAGUGGUAGUAAUGCAGGAAGUUUCCCCGUUAGUAACCAGUUUAUGAUUGGGGACUAUGUAAUGCCAGGAAACGUGGUCCAUAUAAAACCCGAAUCAGUGCAACAAUGAUCUGAUAUCACAAGAAAUCUUGUCUUUCAUAUACCUCAUGUGUAUGCCACAAAUGUACCAACUUUUAUACCUACCCUUAACGCUAACGGACAAAUAUAUGGAGGGUUAAAUCCAUUGAUGGCAGCAAUUCUUCCGAAACAUUGCAGAAUUUUUCAAGGGAUACUAGUGUUGUAAAUGUGGUAUUAAAGUCAAAAGACCCUCGUAGAAUAUAGUACGCCAAUUAUAUUCCUCUGUUGUACAUUAUGGAUUUUAAACAUAUUGUGUUCCAGGCUGAUGACCAUAAAUUUGAUAUGUUUCUUUGUGAUGUUAGAUCACUGUGAUAAAUCAUGACAUGCUGAUCCCUACUGUUAAACAAAUCAUAUUGUUGUUUGUUGUCAAAUUUAAAAUUGAAAGUAGACAGGUGUUACAUGUGAAAGAGAAUAAUGAUCUUUAUGAAUAUUUAUAAUUUUUUACAAAACGAAAUUACUGAAAUAAAUAUUAAAUAGAAAUUUCUCUAACAUCAUGUUCACAAGUUGAUUUAAUGAUAUUCAACAGUUAAAAUACAAACUUUACGACAAUGGCUCCUGAACUUUAUUUAUUUCCAUUUAAUACAAACCUUACAACAAAAUGGCUCCUGAACUUUAUUUAUUUCAACUUAUUGAAAAAUAUAUUGAAUUAUGGAAAUGUUCUAAUAUCUUAUAGGUGUUUUGUUGUUUUAUUUAUGACAUCAUUUCCAGUGUUAUUGUAAACAUACAAUGUUUUUUUUUUCCAAUUUUAAGGUAACUUUUUUGUUUGUAUUUAAGUACCAUUUUAUUUAAAAUCUUAACAUUUUAUAUUUAAAGACUACUCAUAGAUAUGUAAGCAGGUCAUGUAUUGGCAUUUAAACAAAAAUAAAAAUUUAGGAUUUGUUUUUAUACAUAUAUGAAUGGAGUCUGUUCCAUUUAGAGCUCCAAGCUCAUUCUUAAUCAAUUAGGAGGAUUUUCCACAGUUCCACAGUUCGGGUUUGUAAAAUACACAAAUCAAGAAGUACUGACAGAUGUAGACUUUAUAUACUGUAUUUAUAAUUUUUGGUUAACAUAACAACAAACAGGGAAACAGAAUGGCUAUACUUGUUAUUAUUACUUAAUGUUUAGAAGCAGUAACAAAAAAAUGUUUGUCUCAUAUGGACAAAUUUUACCAGGUGACUUGUUUUUAAGUCCAAUAAACAGAUUUUUUAUCUGUGGUUUGUAUUUAUCAUAAUAAAUAAAGAUAUAAUAACUCAGAUUUCUCAAAAGGAAACUUGAAAAAUUGACAAAUAUAGAUUUUCUCGGUCCUCUAUAAUGGGAUAAAUGAAAAUGUACCUGUAUAAUGUAAAUUUAAAUCUUGGAAUAGAAUGUAAUUGUUUCCUGUUAGGCUGAAUUAUUGAUCUCUGGUUAGUUGCUUUAUCAAGCAUUGUCUCUAAUGAUGGAUUUCUCUGACAAUUUUAAUCUGUCGUUUGAUCAAAUAACAAAUUAAAUAUUUAUUUUGAAAUUUGAAAAAAAACAUGUUUCUGUAAAAUUUAAAUAUGUAUAAAUGUAUUUUGUUGAUUUUCUACUUUUAUAUGUAAAGGUACUUUUUUCUGUAUUUAUAAUUUUUGGUUGCCAUAACAACAAACAGGGAAACAGAAUGGCUAUACUUGUAAUUAUUACUUAAUGUUUAGAAGCAGUAACAAAAAAAUGUUUGUCUCAUAUGGACAAAUUUUACCAGGUGACUUGUUUUUAAGUCCAAUAAACAGAUUUUUUAUCUGUA